Messenger RNA from Parus major (Great Tit), 4888 nucleotides. RefSeq names its product origin recognition complex subunit 4 (gene ORC4). Lineage: Eukaryota; Metazoa; Chordata; Aves; Passeriformes; Paridae. The transcript has 14 exons. The record is from RefSeq and is a predicted model, not a curated record. Bases 844 to 2169 code for a protein of 441 amino acids. Gene Ontology annotation, biological process: DNA replication initiation; DNA replication. Gene Ontology annotation, cellular component: nuclear origin of replication recognition complex; nucleus. Gene Ontology annotation, molecular function: DNA replication origin binding; ATP hydrolysis activity.
AGGACACUUCCAGCCCUGUAGAUCUCCCACCCCCAUUUCCUCAUGGGCCCUUUCAAGGUUCUCCCAAAACCCGCCCUCAGCAUCUCCCCAGACCCUCAUGAACCCUCCCAAGCUCUUUGGGGCCUUUCCGUUCCCUCAUCAGGGUCGUCACAGAAUCUCCCGGCCCCCAAAAUUCAACCCUCUCAGACCUCCACCUUCCCCAUUCCUGCAACCCUUCCCUAAAUCCCUCAUGGACAUUCCCCCCCAUUCCUUUUCAGAACAUUCACAGACCCUCCUAGCCCCCAUAAAUUAACCCCUGCUCCAGUCCCUUGGGACCACUCCCAGACCCUUCCCGUUUUGUCGGGACCACCCCUAAGUCCCCCUCAGAGCUUCCCUCAGGCCCUCCUGAAUCCCCUUCAGAACCCACUCAAACGUCUCAAUCCUACCCAAGGUCCCCAGUCCCUUCAAGUAUCCCCUCAAACCCCCUCAGGAUCUACCCAAACCUCUUCAGAGACCUCCAAUCCCCUAAGGACCCCUUCAAGUCCCCUUCAGAGCCAGCUUAUCCAUAGAGAUGCUGUGCUUAUUAUUAUAAAGUACGCAUUUUAAAUAAGGAUGGGCAGUUAUUCCUGUAAAAACUUAAUUGUUGUGUCUUUAUGUGUUCCCAUGUGCUUGUAUCUUGUUCCAGCUGCAGAAACAUAAGGAUGUUAUUUUAAACUCUCUAAAGCAUCCUAAAGCCAGUGCUGUUUGGGAUAUCUGUGUAAACAUGGGUUUAAUGUUAUCAGAAAUAAAUUUAAAAUGCUUUCAGUAUUCUUUCUCUUUUUCACUAGGAAGAUGGCCUGCUGCAUCUUUAUUAGUUAAGAACAGAUGAAACCUUCUGCAAUGAGCAAGCGUAAGGUAAAGGAGAGCAGUGAAGAAAAUGCUGUGUCCAUUUCCCAGGUGCAAAAAAUCUUACGUGAAAGAUUCUGUCGCCACUGUGCUUCUGGAAAACUGUUUGGGAUGAAGCAGCAGUACAGACAUUUGCUGGAGCUGCUGAAAAGAACCACGGUGCACGGGGAGAGUAAUUCCGCCCUCAUUAUCGGGCCCCGGGGAUCCGGGAAAACUGCGUUAUUAAAUCAUGUCUUAAAAGACCUCGGGGAAAUGAAACAAGUGAGUGAGAACCUCUUGGAAGUCCAUCUGAAUGGGCUUCUGCAGACAAAUGAUAAAGUGGCCCUGAAGGAGAUCACCAGGCAGCUGCAGCUGGAAAAUGUGGUUGGGGACAAAGUUUUUGGCAGUUUUGCUGAAAACCUUGCCUUCCUCCUUGAAGCUCUGAAGAGAGGAAACCGAACCAGCAGCUGCCCAAUUUUGUUUGUCCUGGAUGAAUUUGAUUUGUUUGUCCACCACAAGAACCAGACCCUGCUCUACAACCUCUUUGACAUCUCCCAGUCUGCACAGACCCCAGUGACAGUCAUUGGACUCACCUGUAGGCAGGAUAUCCUGGAGCUCUUGGAGAAGAGAGUAAAGUCAAGGUUCUCCCACAGACAGAUAUAUUUGAUGAAUUCCUUUGAUUUUAAACAAUACAUUAAGAUAUUUAAGAAACAGCUUUCUCUUCCUGCUGAAUUUCCCGAUGAGUCUUUUGCACAAAAAUGGAAUAAUAAUGUUCAGCAUCUCUCAGAGGAUAAAACUGUGCAGGACGUGCUGCAGAACCUGUUCCAGCACACCAAAGACCUGCGCUCGCUGCAUUUGCUCCUGAUGCUGGCCGGCAGCGCCGUGACCGUGCACCACCCCCUGCUGACGGCUGCAGACCUGCAGGAGGCCAGCAGGCAGCGCAGCACCGACUCCAAGGCAAACAUUGUCCAUGGUUUGUCUGUGCUGGAAAUCUGCCUCAUCAUAGCCAUGAAACACCUGAAUGAGGUCUAUGAUGGAGAACCAUUCAACUUCCAGAUGGUUUACAAUGAAUUCCAGAAGUUCAUCCAGAGGAAGGCACAUUCUAUGUACAACUUUGAGAAGCCAGUUGUCAUGAAGGCCUUUGAGCACCUGCUGCAGCUGGAGCUGGUGCAGCCCCUGGAGCGGCCGUCAGUGCGGGCACAGCGGGAAUAUCUCCUGAUGAAGCUGCUGCUGGACAGCAGCCAGAUCAUGGAUGCGCUGCAGGCGUACCCCAACUGCCCCACGGACGUGAAGCAGUGGGCAGCCUCCUCCCUCAGCUGGCUCUGAGCUCCCUCAGGAGGGAAUGCUCACCUGCAGGAAGGUGCUCACAGCAAUAAACUGUUGGAAGCAGCUUUCUUUGCUGAUCCAUUUGGGAUUUUCUAGGGAGAAUGGUGCUGCUGUUCCUUUCCAGCAGCCAGAACUGGGCCUCCCUCACCCCCCCAGGUGCUUUAGCUCAGCUCAGUGCCAACUCUGUUCUCACACGGCUCCCACUUGGAGAAAUCCAAGCUCUGGAGUUUCCUCCUGCCUCCCCUCUCCCUGUUCCCCCAUCGGGUCACAGCCCACACUGCAUUUUACCAUCUCAAAUCUGACUUGACAUGGAAAAUUGACCCAAUUAAAUCUUUAAUCACAACUGAAUUUACUUCAUGAAAUGUUUAAUCCAUCAGGCUUCAGCUGCAAGGGCUGUUUUGUGCCAAGUACAAGGUAACGUCUCUCCACACCCAAUUUUUUGAAGCAAAACUCAAGAGUUUGGCUCAAGCCCUGCUCUAGGACCAGCCCCAUGAGUUGAAAAUAAAGUUUCUGAAGAAGCAUUUGCAAGUCAGAGUAGUCACAUUUUUUAUUUUCCCGCUGGGGAAGAGGGCAGAGUAUACAUUUGUAUUUGUACAAUAUUUAACAAUCACUUUAUUGAGGGCGAGGGGGGUUGGUUGGUUUUUUGGCACUCGCAGAAAAGCAGCAAGUGCCUUUUGACAGUAGUACAACAACCUGUGCCCAAAACACUGACAAAUACAAAGAGGAAAGUUAAAGUAAUCGCUCACCAAACUCGAGAGGUAACGAAGAGGAGAUGGACUGAAGAAAAAAACCCAAGUGGAGGGAGAAAGCAAAGCAGUCCUGCUGGUUGAGUAUCUGAGGUAACAGAUGUUCCAUCAAGGAUGCUACUGGAGUCCUGAACCCAGGGGUGUGUUCUGCAGCUUCCUGUGGUUUGUACCAAGUGUUCCUGAUAACAGAAAUGUCUUUGAGAAGGUGAGAAAUGCUGGCCAGAGGAGCGGGGGUGACCUGGCUGAUGGGAGCAGGAGCAGCUCUGAGCACUGCACCGCGGUGGGUCCUGGGCGAGUCCGUGCUCAGGGGGCCCCGGGAAUGGCCCAGCGAGGGCAGCACGGGAUCAGCUGAGGGUGUGGGGUGGGAACUUCCCCCUCUCACACACAAAUCACACCCGCUGAGGCCACAAAGGAAGGGACAACGCCGAAAUCUUCCCUAGCACCACAUUCCCGGGAUCCUGCCCUCUCAGCUCAACUCACUGAAUGCUCUGAAGUGAAGCAGGAAUUCCUUCCCAAGGCCCUGGGGGCACAGCUGGAGCAGAGCAGCUCGGGGAGAUCAUUCUGACCACUGAAAAGCUUUGGGAAGGAGCACCUUUCCUCAGGGACGCUACAUGAUGCUGGUAAAUCCCAGGAAGCUGGGAGCGGAACUGGAACUGGGCAGGGAGAUCCCAAAGGUCGGAGCCAGCCCCGAGCCCGCAGCAGCUCCAGGGGAAGGGUCACACACAGGAGGGGUUUGGAUACAGCUUCAAUUUGUGCCUCAGAUUCCCAGGAGCACGGAAUGAAACCAGCCCUUGGCUCUGUCUCUGCCAGGGAAGGGUCACAGCCCCGAGGUGGCCGUGGAGAAGGACGGGGUUGGGAUUUGUUCAGGACUCCGGUCCUGUCCUGCUCCGUGUGGAGUUUAAUUAAAAGUGGAGCAAAAAUGGAAGCCAAAGGGAAGCGUCCAGCCAAGAGAACGCCACCAACUGGAUUUCCUCCCUUUUCCAGCGGCCCCUCGGAGCAGGAUCCUCGGGCACAGCCCUGGCUGGAACAGCAGCCCUUCCUCCCUCCCUGCCCAGAGCUGCCUCUGCUUUAUCCAUCACAUCCCACUGCUCCAGGGAUGAGGCUCCCAGAUCCAGGUUCCAGCCAGCCUUCAGGAGCUCGCACCUGCUGCUUUCCAGGGACACUGGGGGUGGACACACGGACACAAGGACACACAGCACACCACGGGCCGCUGCCGGCUCUGCGCUCCAGGGGGUCACAACCUUUAUUUUCCUUGGAAUUUGGCGUGAAGGAUCCAAUCAAUGCAGUGGGACAGGAUUUGGGAGAAGCACUUUGGCACCCAGCUACCAGUCACUGUAAUUCCAGCAUAAGGCUUGACAUCCUGAACUCCAGCGCUGGAGUUGUGAAGCCAUUUCCACGUUUUCCCCUCGUUUUUUUGUGAGUCUGCGCUCUGGCCAUCGCAAUUCCUUUCGUUACCUCGGAAUGGUCGUUGCAUAUUGUGAGCAGAACUAGGUUAUCCCUGAAAUUUGUAACGUUUAGGAUCUGGAAUCUGUGGCUAGAACUUUGUGUGUGACUCCAGGCUCAAGCCGUGGCUCACGGGCAGCGAGCGGCGCUCCCCUCCGAUGGCACCGAGCUGUGAGAGGAGGGAAACUGCAAAUCUCCAAGCAGAGGGUGAGGAUUUGGGGGAACUGAGCUUCCUGAGGUGAUCCUGAAACAGUGACACAGCCCCCACUGCCUGGCGGGACAGGGAACACGCGGCGACCUCGGCACAAACAUAAAUAGGAAAAAGACUCUUUUUUUUUUCAAAAAAACAACAAGAAUUCAGAGCUUUCCAGUGUCACAGCUCAGAGAAAAUUAAAAAAACAAACAAAAAAAAAAAGUCAUGCUUAAGGUUUCAAAUAUUCCUCAGACACAGCAAACCUAAAUAGUAUUCAGUUAAAUAAAUGGAUGAGAUACUCUGGGAAACAGAGGGAAAAGCUUUCAACUAAAAGAGG